UUUACUUACUCGUCUCCUUUUGUACACACUCCAGUGGUCUCAUCAUAUUGUGUACAAUAAUCAUCUGCACUAUAAUUAAAUGUACCAUCUCUUUUUCUCACAGGUCUACGACGUCGUUGAUUCAUAAAAUGCCAAUUAAAACAUGUAUAUGGUCUAUGUUGUGUACAUUUAUGUUGUAAAAAUAAUGGACACUGCUCAACACGAAAUUCUUUUAAAUAUCUAUAAAAAUACAUAAAUUCAGAUAAUAUUUAAUAGGCAAUACUGUUGUCUAAAUUUGUAAUUUUUGCAACCAAACAAAAAUCGUAUCUUACGAAUAAUGAUUUGGUUUCUCCAUUUGGGCAGGAAUCUUAGAUUCUGACGGCAUUUUGUGUGUACUUUGUUUGUCACUUAAACUAUUAUAAAUGUUAGUUUCUCUAGACUCGCUUCAUCUACAAUGGUUCGAAACAAAUACCUCGGGACAUAAUUUUCGUGAUGGCAUACGUACAUUCAUCCGGCUAAUUCAUGAUGCUGAGAAAAUAUACUAAGCAAAUUGUUUUUUUUUUCUGACGACUUAUGUUAUUGUUUUACACUUUCCAAAAUAUUGAUCACUUGACUAAACCACGGUAACAUAUGUAAAGACAGUGUACCCAACAAAAGUUUAAAAUCUACUAUUUGGAACACUGAAAUCAAUGGCAUUGAUAAGCAAUCACCUUUCAAAAAUUCCCCCUUUCGCUUUGCCUUUCUAAAAACGUCCGAUCUUGAAACGUUAGUUUUUAUUACUCAUUACUUUAGUUUUCUAUAUAUUUAUCAUGUACCUAGUAUGUUUUUCAUUACGUAAUUUAGCCUCACUCACUACUCGGGCCAUUCACUAUUGAAUGGCAUUCAAACUGUUAUGGUAAGUGAAAUAAAUUUAUAUUGUAUGUAAAUUUGUUUUAAUUAAUACCUUUAUUUUUUAUUAUUUUAGCUUAACCAAUAGGCACCAUGGUUUAGUUCUUUUUUAUCAUAAAUAUUUUUCUUUAUGAUAAAUCUAUUGCAGUGUCAAUAAUUUAUCUAUUUUAUUUUAUUUGUCAUUCUAUCGUUUAAUCAUGGACAAAAGUAACCAAAAAACAAUCAUCCGUGUAGGUUCACGUAAAAGCGAACUUGCAUUAAUUCAGACAAAGUUUGUGAUCAGCCAAUUAAAAGAAUUAUAUCCGGAAGUAGAAUUUGAAAUUAUUUCAAUGACUACAAUGGGAGAUAGAGUACUAGAUAAACCUUUACCAAAAAUUGGAGAAAAAAGUUUAUUUACUAAGGAUCUAGAAGUCGCUUUGCUUAGUGGUACUGUUGAUUUCAUUGUACAUUCAUUGAAAGAUCUACCAACCAUUAUGGAAAUUGGAACAACUAUAGGGGCUGUUCUUAAACGAGAUGACCCUAGAGAUGCUCUUGUACUUCGAGAUGAAUUAAAAGAAUUUGAACUAAACUCACUACCUUCAAAUAGUCUAAUUGGUGAGUGAUUAAACUAAUAUAAUAAUGUAUAGUAUAAACAUAUUGAUCAGUAAAAAACAAUUUAAAUUUAUAAUUACCUAUUUAAAUGUUUUGUUAUGUUUCAUUGAUUCAUAUUGAUAAAAUGUGUAUAGUUAUUAGGUUAGGUAAAAUAUAAGUAGUAACUAUUCUAAUUAAAGAAUUCAAUAAAAUUUAUUCCAAAAAGUAAAUAUUUACACUUGUUCCUAUUUCCAAGGGCAAGCCCUAAGAUGUCAAAACAUCUUACAAAGGUUAUACCAAUACACUAUGCCCACCAAAUAAUUUAUAAAUGAAAAUAUUCUCAUAUUAUGCUAACAUAUGACAGCAUUAAUUUACCAAAGUAUUGGAUCUUUUUGAGUUGUAUUGGUGAUCUCAACUACCAUGUGAAAGUAAAUUAUUAUUUGCUAUUAUAUAUAAGAUUACAUAAAGAAUAAUAGCAUGCCUUCUAUGUAGAAUUGACUCUCAUCAAGUAACAAAUUAAAUCAAAUACCUAAAUUUAUAUUCUUAUUUCUAACUACCUAAUUAUCACUUGAAUUUUAUAAUAUCCAUAGGGUUUUGCAUUUAGGGGAAGUAUUUAAUUUUGUAUUUUUAGGAAAAAAAAUAUCUUUACAUGGUAAUUAAUAUAAACCUCUACAUUUUUAUAUUUGUGAAUUAUAAAGUAGGUAAACUGAAUCAAUUAGCUUUUAAAAGAUACAUAAAUUAGAUAAUUAACAUAAGUUCUUAUAUAGUAAAGAUAACAGUAAUUUUAGUGUUGAAAACUGGUUACAUUUUGCUUAUUAUAUCUAGCUAAAUUUAGUAGUUUGUUUUCCAAUAUUUUAAUUUGAAUGUAAUAGCUAAUAAUUAUUGCAAUACAAAAAAAAAAAAUGGCCUAUUUACUUAGAAAUACGAUUAUAUUGAUAAUGCAAUUCAUUUUAAGUAUAUUAAAAUAAUUUAAAUAUAAUAUUUGUAUUUAUUUUAAUACCUAACUAAGUUUAUCAGUUCACCAAAUAUAUUGGGAUUAUGUAUGCGUACAAGUUAAGAUUAUUAUGCAAUUUAAGAAUUUAAUUAUUUGUAUUUUGUUGGUUCUUAUGAUAAAACCAUGAAUAAUAAAGAAUAAUAAUCUUUAUUCCUCAUCUCAUUAUAAUAUUAUAUUAUAUAAAUAAUACAUACAAAUUAAAAACUAUAAAAAUAAUAUAAUAUUGAUAUAACAUAGCCAUUAUAGACAUUUUGUUUAUAAAUUAUGAAAUGUUUAUGUAACAGAACACAUUUCAAAAUUUAGUAUCUAAAAUAGUACAUAUUUUUAAUAUCAAAUUUUAAAAUAGCCAAUACGUAUUAAUAUCAUGCUGGUUUUGAACAAGUUUAUAGGUACUAAACAUAAUUGCAUUUUUCUCAUUAAGAAUUGUAAAAAUAACUUCUGAGAAAUACUAUGAAACUUGGAAUAUAUUAUUAUUAUAUAUAAUUAAAAAUUUUGAAUCUUGAUUUAUAUCAUUAUCUUUUGAUUAUUUGUAGUACAAACUACAAAUUAACAAAAAUACAUAAAUAUUACUUGUCAUCUCGUUUUUCUAUACCUAAUAAAGAAAAAUAAAAAUUUUCAUAACUAUGUGAUAAUAAAAUAUUAGUAAUAAAUGUAACUAUAGUCUAUACAAGUGAUCUUGUUUAAAAACGAGAAUGAACCAAAAACAUUCACAUUAUUCACAUUCAAUUAUAAGAAUUUGUUCACUUUCAAAUUCAUUCCUUGAAAAUUUUAACAAGUUUAUGUCUUGUUCACAUAAAACAAACGUAAACUUUUUCUUUAUAUUUUUUAGUGUUUUGCAACAUUUAAAAUAAGAAAAAUUACCUCUUUAAAAUAUAUUUAGUUCAUAAGUAAAUAGUAAAUAUAAAAAUGCUGCUUAAUUCCUAUGAAAAAAAUGAUUAAACCUAAUUUUAAAAUAAAUAUGUGCCUUUGCUUCUUUUAUUAUAGAAAAUCAAAUAUUAAGUAUCCAAUUAUAAUAUAAUACAAAUGUAGGUAUAAUUUAAAUUAAUAUGUUUAGUUUUAUUUGUGUAGGUUUUGCAUACACGCAUAUAUUUUUAUGAAUUAAUUUAAGACCAAUUAAUAAUCUGUUCUGUUCGUCAUUAAACCUUAAUUAAAUGAUUUAUUAAAUUAAUAAUGUUGCAUAACAUUACUAUUGAAUAUUGUUUUCAUAAUAAUUAUAGAUCAUAGGCUAACUUAUUAUCAUACACUUAUUUCUAGUAAUAAUUGAUAAUCUGAACCAUUAAAUAGUAAUAUUUAAUCUACUGUAUUCAGAUUGUUUUUAUUAUUUUUCUAAAAUAGAUUAUGAGUAAACAUAUUUUAUAAACUAACUAUAAGUAGAAAAUGAUUUUCUAUAUUCAUAAUUCUACAGUUUUGAUAAUAUGUAUUUAUGCUAUAAUAAAGUGUACCUAAUAUUGCAUAUUAUAAAUUAUUUUUGAACAUGAAAACCACUGAAUUCAAAUAUAAUUAAUAAUUUUAAUGAUGCAAAAUGAAAAUUUUAAAUAUUAUUACUCAUUAAACUGGUGUAUUAAAACUGAAAAUUAAAUUUAUUUUAUUUGUUAUGAUAGAUUUUUCAAUAUAGUUACUACUGUAUACUUAUAUACCUAUAGUUUGUCCCACUAGAGAUCCGACCGCUUAUUGACCAAAGCCAGUUGCUGCCGCUCAUCCCCACGCCACAAUCAUGCCCGUUGAUCACCCGUCUGUCGACACUCAAAGUUAGUUGUAACAUUAUACAUGCGCAAAAGCGGUUUGAUCUCUUGCGGGACAGACUAUAACUGCUAUUCAAUCAAAUUACAUUUAAUUAUUGUGUUGUUUAGACAAGUAUAUAUGGUAAACUUUUAAUCUUUUAAUUACUUACUUAUAAAAUAUUAAAAUAGUCUACUUAUUUUAUUAAGUAUACAUGUUGAUCAUCUUAUCAUUUUCAGUGUAAGGUUAAAGUAAUGUAAGAUUUAAGGUGAAUUUGAUUUCAUAAUUUUUUUUUUAAUAAUUAGGGAAGCUUGUUUUAACAAAUUUACCCCCGCUCCUAAUAUCUAAAAUGAGUGUACACUUAGGAUUUUUAAAUAGUAAUUCUCAAUUUUGAACAUAGAUUCAAAUAAAGGAUAUUUUUCUAUACAUUUUGAUGAAUAUAACAGUAAUAUCAGAUUUACUAUUUAUGAGGUGAUAACAGUAAAUCUGAUAUUAGUGUUAUGCUUAUCAAAAUGCACUCAUUUCUGGUACAUUUCUAGGAGCAGGGUUAAAAAUUGAAAAUAUUGUUAAAAUAAAAUUUAAUCGAUUUCAUAAUUAUUUAAAAAAACAAAAUAACAUUCACUUAAAAUCCUUUGAGGGUCUGUUGGUUUGUGAUAAGUUGAUCACUGUAUUUGAAUUAAUCUUAAAUAAUUACAAUUUCAAUUUUUACUUUUUUUUUUUAACUAAAAUUAAAUCACAUAUUAAAAUCUAAAUCCUAGUUCAGAUACUAAUCAAAUUGUAUUGUAGAUUUCAAGUGUGACUAUUAGUGAUGUAAGUAGUGAAUAUUUCAAAUAAACAAUGGAAAUUAAAAAAAAAAUGGCAUUAAUAUUUUAAGAAUGUUCUCAUUAAAUUAAAUUUCAUCUUGAAGAACGGUAGAUAAAUUCAAGUUCAACUGAUUUCAAUAAUUCUGAUGUUUUAAACUCUGGUUAUGAACAUUUUGAAUGAAAAAUAUGUAGGUAUUAAUUAUAAAUAAAUUAUUAUAUAAUAUAAUAUAAUUAUUAUAUAAUAUUCAUAAUUAAUAUUAUUUAUAUUUUUAAAAGAUCAGUAAUGUUGUAAGUGAAACGGAUCUAAAAAAAAAAAAAACGAAAAAGGUAUUAAAUGAUUUUUGAUUGCUUUCUCUUUAUCAGCUUUAGACAUUAAAUUAUUAAAUAUAUGUAAGAUACUGUCUAAUGAAUACUACAAACAUGUUUCGCCAAUAUACGUAUUUUGUAUAGGUAGCUCUCGUAACCAUCUAUACAUAUAUCUUAUAAGUUAUAAUAUUUUAUGUUCUGGAACUUUCACGAAAUAAAAUAAUCUCUUGUGAAUUGAACAUCAUUAGAGAUUAUAAUUUAUAAUUCCUGUGUCAAGAAACCAAAUCGAAGAUAUUUUUGUAGUUUACUGUACUAAAUUUCAUAAAUAAUUGUAUGUUAAAAUGUACCAAUCUGUGUACAUUGUAAUCUUAAAAACUUGCAUUAUACACAAUUUAAAUUGGCAUUAAAAUUAUGUAUUUAUCAAUACUAAUCAUAUUGGUUUAUAAAAAAAAAAAAAAAUACCUAUAAUAAGUGUUCUAUUUUUAUUUAUUAAUACAUUAUUUUCGAAUAAUUAUUUAUUAUAUAAUAUUUUUUUAAACUAUUUGUUUUUCAAACAUAAGUUUUAGUAUUUUUAUUAUAAUGUUUUACUUUUGUUAUCAAUUUUAUAUUCAUGAAAUUCACAUAACUAGUUUUUAAUGAAUUUUAAAGGUCAAAUUAGAUUUUAAAAUUUAAAAUAGAAAACAUAAAAGAUAAAUAUACCAGACAUUUUUUGAUAGGAUUUAAAAAAAAUAUUUAAUAAACAUAAAUAUUUGUAUUUGUUAAAAAAACAUCUGUUAUCUAACAUGUUAUUUUUAUUAAUUCAGAUUGUCCUUAAUAUUUUAACAAUAGGUAAGUUUGUUUUAAAAAGGAAACAGAUUAUUUUUUAGCUUUAUAUAAGUAUUAGAAUAUAACAUAUAAUAAAUAUCAUAGAUAAUUCUUAGUUGGGCUAUUUUAGUUAUUUACAUAUUUGCAACAGUUCAAACCAGUAUAAAGAUAUUUUGCAAAACAAAAAAAUUUCACUUGGUAUUAAAAUAAUUUAUUUAUUAUAUCAUUUAUUUUCCCCUCAAUAAUAUUAUAUUUAUGACUAAUGUUCAUUUAUGUUUUUGCCAUUAUUAAUAUAAUUAUUGGUUUUGGAUUUUUGCCAUUUUUAAAAUUUAAAUAUUGAUAUUAUUAUUUUUGAUCUAUUUAAAUAAUAAUAUAUUUUCAAUAGUUAGUUUGAAUAAUAACCAGUUGAAUCAAUAUUCAGUAUUUCAAUAUAAAUAUUGUCAGAAAAUUAGAUUAUUUAAUGAAUGUCAUUGGAAAGAAUAUCCUUCAAUAUGACGUAUUUUAGAGAUACAAAUUAGUAAAACCUUUUUUUAAUAUACUUAUUGAAAUGACUGAAUUUGGUUUUAAAACAAACAAUCACUAUCUAUCUAUUAAUUUAAUUGUAUUUUCACGUUUAGAUUCAUUAAGAUUUAUUAUGUAGUGAAUAAUGAUAAAAGUAAUGUUAACCAAUUAAAUAUGAAACUGAAAGAAAAUCCUAUGUAUUGUCAUUUUAUGAAUCCAUCUUUAUUUUAUUUUAAAAGACUAUUUUCUGUAAUGUUAAUAGGUACUAGUUCAUUAAGGCGUACAGCCCAAUUAAAAAGAAAAUUUCCUAAUCUCAGAGUGAGCGAUGUACGUGGUAAUUUAAACACAAGGUUGAAGAAAUUGGACAACAGUAGUCAAGCUGCAAGCGAUAAUAAUAGUAAAAAUUACAGUGGCAUAAUUUUAGCCUUGGCUGGUAUUCAAAGAAUGGGAUGGGAAAAACGUGUUUCUCAAAUUAUUGAUUCUGAUGUUAUGCUUUAUGCUGUGGGACAGGGAGCUUUGGCGGUUGAAUGUCGUUUAGGAGAUGAUGAUAUUAUCGAAAUGCUGGAACCACUGCAUCACUAUGAAACAGUUUUACAAGUAAUGCAUUAAAUUAUAUCACAAAAUUAAUACCUUAAUAUUAUAUUUAAAUUUUACAUUUUCGUAGGGUUUAAGAUAAUAUAAUUUUGUAUUUUGUACAAUCCAACCCAGCGUUCCCCAAACUUUUUCUCCUUUGGACUCUAUAGAUAAUAAAAAUAAUCGCAACUCCUCUUCCCCCUUAAACCCUUUUAUACAUCAAUAUUUUAGUUUUUAUAUAUACUAUAUAGUAUUUUCAAUGUAUGUCCGCAGACCUUCUCCAAUAUACAUUCAGACCCUUGUUUGGGAAACGCUGAUCUAACCUAAUCUUAUAAUUGUUUUUCUAAAAGCACAUUAAAAAAUACUGUUAGCUGUUCCAAUAACAAAUAUUAUGGAAAUAAUUUUAAAUUUUAUUUCUUUAACUUAUAUACUUAUUAAAAUUGUUUAAAUUAAAUAUUACACCAUUAACAUUCUGCUUUUAAAUGGUUUUGUUUCUCUUUAGGUUGUAGCUGAAAGAGGUUUCCUUACAAAACUUGGUGGGGGAUGCAGUGCUCCUGUUGGUAUAAAAUCUACUGUCUGUCUGGAUAAAAAUGUGAUUUCUUUAGAUGGUGCCGUGUGGAGUCUUGAUGGUUCUGAAACAUUACAUUGUUCAUCUUCUGUAGAGUUAGCUGAUAAGAAGGUUAUACAAAAUCAUAUUGAUCAAUAUAGGAGCGAGGACGGAGAACCACCAAAAAAAUGCCCUUACAAACAACCAAGACAAUUUGUAGGUGUUACACCAGGAAAAAUUAGUUAUUUAGAUUUGGAUGCAGCAUUACAAUUAGGUACAGAAUUAGCAGACAGUUUAAUUAAUAAAGGUGCUCUAAAUAUAAUGAACACAGCAAAAGAAAUAAUUCAUUCUGCCAUAAAAUAAAAUAUUUUGUUAUUCACCUUAUUUGUUAUUCUGGAUAUUUUUAUUUGGUUUCGGUUUCUAUGUUUAAACCUUUUUAUUUAUUGUUUUAUUCUUUUGACAAUAUUCAAUUAUUGUUAGUCAAAUAUAUAUUUAAUUAGUUACCAAUUAAACUAUUGUAUUUUUAUGAAUUUACAUUU
This is a messenger RNA of Cinara cedri, 8223 nucleotides long. The record is from the annotation of a GenBank genome assembly. NCBI's taxonomy places the organism in Eukaryota, Metazoa, Arthropoda, Insecta, Hemiptera, Aphididae.